Messenger RNA from Peromyscus leucopus (white-footed mouse), 3205 nucleotides. It is a transcript of the gene Tars3, whose product is annotated as threonyl-tRNA synthetase 3. Gene Ontology annotation, cellular component: cytoplasm. The transcript has 19 exons. Gene Ontology annotation, biological process: threonyl-tRNA aminoacylation. The coding region runs from base 76 to 2451 and encodes 791 amino acids. The record is from RefSeq and is a predicted model, not a curated record. Gene Ontology annotation, molecular function: threonine-tRNA ligase activity; ATP binding. Lineage: Eukaryota; Metazoa; Chordata; Mammalia; Rodentia; Cricetidae.
UCCCGGGGCUCUUCGGCUCCGCCCCGUCGCCUGGUCGCUGCAGCUGGGCCGGCGGGCGCGGGUGACUUAGCUGCCAUGGCGGCCCAGGCCCUGGCGGCGCAGGCCGUGGCCUCGCGCCUGCAGCGGCAGGAGGAGGACAUCCGCUGGCUGUGCGCGGAGGUGCAGCGCCUGAGGGACGAGCAGCUGCGCGGGCCCGAGCGGGGCCAAGCCGAGGGCCCGCGCCUGACGCGCGAGGUGGCCCAGCUCCGGGCGGAGAACCGCGACCUGCGCCAGCGCCUGUCUGGCCUGCGGCUGCGCCUGGCGGAGCAGCGCGACCCCGGGGCCAGGCGGGCGGCGGCGGCGCAGGAGCCUCCUACUCAAAACCAAGAAAGGGACACCAAAAAGAAGAGACUGAGAGAGAGUGAGCCCGACAGGGAGGUGAAGCAACCGACUUUUAUAAAAGAAAGAUUGAAGCUCUUUGAAACAUUGAAGACAGAUCAUCAGCUCUUACCUGCUGCUCAGGAAAAAAAGAAUGCAAGCAGUGUGAUCACCGUGAGGGUGGCUGGCGGGAAGACAAUGCAAGGAGAAAGGUGGAGAACGACACCUUACCAAGUGGCCGCCGAGAUUAGUCGAGAAUUGGCUGAAAAUACAGUAAUUGCCAAAGUGAAUGGUGCAUUAUGGGACCUGGACCGCCCCUUGGAAGGGGAUUCCACUGUUGAGCUGCUGAUGUUUGACAACGAGGAGGCUCAGGCUGUGUACUGGCACUCCAGUGCUCACAUCCUGGGGGAGGCCAUGGAACUUUACUAUGGAGGCCACCUGUGCUACGGCCCACCCAUUGAGAAUGGAUUUUAUUACGACAUGUUCAUGGAGGACAGAGUAGUAUCCAGCACUGAGUUGUCUGCCCUGGAGAAUAUAUGUAAAACUAUCAUCAAAGAGAAGCAACCAUUUGAAAGAUUGGAAGCCAGAAAAGACUCACUCCUGGAAAUGUUUAAGUACAAUAAAUUUAAGUGCCGGAUUCUGAAGGAGAAAGUCGACACCCCAACGACCACUGUUUACAGGUGUGGUCCACUAAUCGACCUUUGUAAAGGCCCCCAUGUAAGACACACUGGAAAAAUUAAAGCCAUAAAAAUUUUCAAGAAUUCCUCAACAUAUUGGGAAGGCAAUCCUGAAAUGGAAACAUUGCAGAGGGUCUAUGGAAUAUCCUUUCCUGAUAGCAAAAUGAUGAAAGGCUGGGAGAAGUUCCAAGAGGAGGCCAAGAGCCGGGACCACAGGAAAAUCGGGAAGGAACAAGAGCUUUUCUUCUUCCAUGACCUGAGCCCUGGAAGCUGCUUCUUUCUCCCCAGAGGAGCCUUCAUUUAUAAUACACUUACAGAGUUCAUACGAGAGGAGUAUCACAAGCGUAACUUCACAGAAGUGCUCUCUCCUAACAUGUACAACAGUAAACUCUGGGAAACCUCAGGCCAUUGGCAGCAUUACAGUAACAACAUGUUCACCUUUGAUAUUGAAAAGGACACUUUUGCCCUCAAACCCAUGAACUGUCCGGGGCACUGUCUAAUGUUUGCGCAUCGCCCACGAUCCUGGAGAGAAAUGCCUGUUCGAUUUGCUGAUUUUGGAGUUCUUCAUAGAAAUGAAUUGUCAGGAACUCUAAGUGGCUUAACCCGAGUCAGGCGCUUCCAGCAGGAUGAUGCUCACAUCUUCUGCAUGGUGGAGCAGAUUGAAGAAGAAAUAAAGGGGUGCUUGCACUUUUUGCAGUCUGUUUACUCAACGUUUGGCUUCUCCUUUCAAUUAAACCUGUCAACACGGCCUGAGCACUUCCUAGGAGAGACUGAGAUGUGGGAUGAAGCUGAAAGGCAACUACAGAAUAGCUUGAUGGAAUUUGGAAAACCAUGGAAAAUGAACCCAGGAGAUGGAGCAUUCUAUGGCCCUAAAAUUGAUAUACAAAUUAAAGAUGCUAUUGGCAGAUACCAUCAGUGUGCUACAAUUCAGCUGGACUUCCAACUGCCGAUUAGGUUUAAUCUCACAUAUGUUAGUAAGGAUGGGGAUGACAAGAAUAGGCCUGUGAUCAUUCACCGUGCCAUACUGGGAUCUGUGGAGAGGAUGAUAGCCAUUCUCUCGGAGAGCUACGGGGGAAAGUGGCCUCUCUGGCUGUCUCCUCGCCAGGUAAUGGUCAUCCCUGUAGGUCCAACUUGUGAAGAUUAUGCACUUCAGGUGUCCAAGGAAUGCUUUGAAGAAGGCUUUAUGGCCGAUGUGGACUUAGAUGACAGUUGUACACUGAAUAAGAAAAUCCGGAAUGCACAGCUGGCUCAGUAUAAUUUUAUUUUGGUGGUUGGUGAAAAGGAAAAGAUAAAUAAUGCAGUCAAUGUUCGAACAAGAGACAACAAAAUUCAUGGAGAAAUUUCAAUAGCUUCUGUCAUUGAAAAAUUGAAGAACCUGAAAAAAUCACGCACUCUAAACGCUGAGGAAGACUUCUGAAGCCUGUUCCUUGUGCGUCUACAUUUUCCUAACUACUUACAAUAUUAGUACUUCUAAGAACCUUGGGGCCACCGGUAGGCCUUGAAUGAGUUCACCUAGAAGUAAAAUGAUUGAUAUAUUCAAAUUUUUAAUUCAUUGUGUUCUGAGACUAAAUAGGAGAAGCUGGAGAAAUUCACAAGACUCAAGACUUCAGAGAACUCACUGGCAAAUGGUAUUCAUUCGAAGAGGGAAACACUAGUGAGAAUUAUCAAAAAUUAUGCUGUGUUCUUUUUCAAAAGACAUGCUUCCAGCUUGGGGGGCUAUAGGUUUGUGACUAGAGCAUCUGCCUGGCAUGUAUGAGGCCCUGGACCCCAUCCCCAGCCGCGACCACCUCUCAACCAACAACAAAAAUAUGCUUUAAAUAAAAGCCCACGGUCCCUUUUGAACAUGGGGUUGGGGAUCUUAUUUUCUAAUAUACAUGUCUCAGGUAUUUUUAUGGCUGUUUUACUAAAGUCCACACUGAAAUUUCACUUCCAAAUUUGGAAUUGUUACAUCGUUUAGCCAGCAAUGAUAAGAGAUGUACUAAUAUUGUGUUAGUGGCAAUGGACUAUGAACCUCAAUUUUAUGUUAGAGACAGAUUCCUUUCUGCAUCUAAUUUGAAGAAAUUUUGUGGAAACUGUUAUUUGCAUUGUAGGUUAAGAGUUGCAGUUUUAAUGCUUCUAAAUCAUAAUUCCUUAUUUAUCAUUAGAAAAAAUAAAGUCCCAAAUAAAAUGCA